Messenger RNA from Gigantopelta aegis, 2376 nucleotides. RefSeq names its product phospholipid scramblase 1-like. The record is from RefSeq and is a predicted model, not a curated record. The transcript is spliced from 10 exons. The coding region runs from base 48 to 950 and encodes 300 amino acids. Gene Ontology annotation, biological process: plasma membrane phospholipid scrambling. Gene Ontology annotation, molecular function: phospholipid scramblase activity. Gene Ontology annotation, cellular component: plasma membrane. Lineage: Eukaryota; Metazoa; Mollusca; Gastropoda; Neomphalida; Peltospiridae.
CUGAAAUAUUUGACAGAAAUAUUUACAAAGUAUUAAGAGGGAGAAGAAUGUCAUUUAAACCAGAUGGUUCAAUCACAUCGCCAACCAGGGCCGUCAAAAAAACGAAAGAAACCGAAAAAAACGAAAGAAAUGUGCACGGAACAAAUCUCCUUGUCGCAUUCCAGGCUAUACAGACCAGUCAGAUGGAGAAAGCACCAGUGGUGACACAACCAAAGAAAGAAGUACAAUGGAUGUCGAGCGACAUAGUCGAUGUCCCAGACGGGUGUCCUAUCGGCCUGGAGUACCUCAUCCACCUAGACCAGCUCCUGGUGAGGCAGGAGGCGCACUUCCUGGAAGUUUUGAUGGAGUGGGAGUGUGCUAACAAGUACCGAAUAAUGAACAGUUUUCAACAACAAGUCUUUUACGCCACUGAAGAGUCAGAUAUCUGCAUGAUACAGUGCUGCGGUCCACGGCGAGCGUUCGUUAUUCACAUCACGGACAACCUGGGCCAGGAAGUAUUACGUUUCAUUCGAAAAUUCAAGUCUUGUGGCGGAUGUUGCUGUUGCGCAAAUAAUGAUUGCGCAGCCCAUGAGGUCAAAGUUCAAGCAAUUGGUGGAAACGUUCUAGGAUAUGUUCGACAACUACAAUCAGGCUGGAGUCCACAUUUCGGGAUAUUUGAUUCCAAACGAAAGCUUUUAUUUGAGAGUUGGGGUCCGUGCUGUCCGUGUCAGAGUCCGUGUUGUACAUCUGACGUCACAUUUCCGUUCAGAUCGAUCAAGGACGGACAGAUUGUUGCUACUAUCGCUAAACAGUGGGCUGGGGCGGCGCAAGAAUUGUUCACAGACGCUGAUAAUUAUGGCGUCUCUUUUCCAGCGGAUAUGCAGGUUGAGAUGAAGGCUGUAUUAUUAGGAGCAGUAUUUUUAAUUGAUUUUAUGUAUUUUGAACACAAAGAAAACCAACAUGUCACCUGAGAAAACCACGAGGUUUACUGAUUGUGAACACUUUAAAGACUCUCUGCAAACUGAGUCUAUAUUAAAUCCACGUGCAUUCGAAUUUUACAAGACUUUUUUUUAAUCAAUAAGACGAACUUGGCAUAACCGAGAUUACAGAUGUCGACAUAACGAAGUUUGAUGUGAUUUGAACAAUUAGCUUGUCAACUUGCUGUUUGACAUCAUCACGAAGUUUAUUGACUGAACUGUUGAGACACUUUCUACAGUAUGUUAUCAAUCUAGGCGCUUUCAAAUUUUACUGGACAUUAUUUCAAAACAAAUCAAUAAGACGAAAUUGGCAUUACCAUGGCGUUGACGUUAUUUGAAUACUAGCUCGACAUCCUGCUGUGUUUGACAUUACCACUCAAAAACAAAUGACAACUGUAUAUUAUGUAUAUAGACAGACAGUUUAUUAGGACCAUUGGCCCUGCAUGUAAGUGACAACAUGUACAUUCAAACUUUUAUCUUUAUGAAGGAACCGAGCCGAUAAGUUCGAGAUAUCGUUGGUUCGAGAUAAAUACAUUAUAUUUGCUGAUUUAAAUUUAUUGACUUCGGGAUAUGGACAGUCGAGAUUACAGAUGUCGACAUAACGAAGUUUGAGAAUUCACCAUAAAAUCAGCAUGAUAAACACGAACACAGGAAUGGUUAUGUAUGUUUUUACCGACAUGACUGAAAUCAUAUUAACUUCCUUUACUUUCCAUUGUACAGAAAUCUCGUUAAUAAAUACCUUGACCUUUCUUGUGUGAACUUUCAUCUGUGAAUAUGUAAAUACUUUUUAAAAAAUGGUAUAAAUGUAUGUCUAAUGAUUGUUAAAAAGACAAAUGAAUGAAAAUUAUUGUUCUGUUGUUUUGAUUUGCUGAAUAUAUGGUCACCAGGACUCGAAGAGGUCGUUUAAAGCCACAGACCCUAGUUUCAGCCUAUAAAAAUCGACAUCGUCAUUGAGUUUUGUUAAAUUACAAACCUGAUACACAGUUAGAAGGUUAUAACAGAGAGAAUCUAAAGUCUGUGAUGUUUAAAUGGGAAUAUACCGUCCAGAAAUAACUAAAGCUUGUCUUGAUAACCGUUACUUCUCAGACGAACGUGCGUUUUUAUGAUUAUGAAAAAUGCAUUUUGGGGUAUUACAAACACCAGGAUGACCAGAACCACUUCAGAUGUACACAAAAUAAUAUUCUAAACAAUAAAAGGUAAGUCAUUUUAAUUUAAAUUGUCAAAAACGGCUUUAAUGGUGAAACAUACGUCGUAGUGUUUAAAAACUAGGGUCCGUCGCUUUAAAGAGAUGCUUCUCAAACUGACAUACAGAUGUCCAAAUGUAUGACAAUUUCAAUAGUGAUCUGGAUGGCCAGACCUAAACAAAUUUGUCUAUGUCGAAAUAAGCUGUGGUCGUUGAACAAUAAACAAAUUAAUCGGA